Molecule: messenger RNA, 1524 nt
Organism: Symbiodinium sp. CCMP2456
Lineage: Eukaryota; Dinophyceae; Suessiales; Symbiodiniaceae
Source: the annotation of a GenBank genome assembly
AUGCGCUCUGAUGACCCCGGCAAGAAAGAGCUUCCGGUGGCCCCGCCGGAGGCCGCUUCAGGCUUCCGCCGCAAGGUGAAGAAUUUGAUUAGGCGCGAGACGGAGCCAACAUCGAACUCGCAAGGUCCCUUCAAGUCGUCAAAGCUACCAGAAGGGGACAACGCUCCUGUUCCUGUUGCCACUGCGCAGCCGGCAUCGAAGGUCCCAUCGGCCCCACCAGUGCCGCGAUCGGCAGGUUCCUGCUAUGCGCGGCGCCGGCCAUUCUGGAAGGCGGAAACACGCCGUGAGCUUCCGGCUCGACGGGUGUCCGAGUUGAAGCCUCUUCCAUGCAACGCACGGCCUGCAAGAGGCCGGUCGCCACCAGCGUCGACCAGGUGCCUCAGCAAAGACUCGCAGCCCAAAGCGGAGGAGGCGAACAAGCCCGAGGAGUCGACCUCCCCAUUGGCUGCCAAGCAGCGGCAAGCACUGGCCAUGAGAAAGCUGCACAAGACAGCCGAGAUCUACAAUGCACCAGUCACUGUGGGCCACACCUUCAGGAGAAAGCUGCCGCAGACGUUGAAUCACAUCGGAAGGCCAAGAGGCACUUCGCUCCCGCCUGUGCUUCAGCAGGAGACGAAAGCUCCGCUGCUCGCUUCCUUGCCGCAGGCCGACCCACCUUGGCCGGCACCGGAGUCUGAGGUCGCUAAGGCUGUGGAGCACGAGCGUGAGACCACCAGCACGUGGGCAGGCGCGACCGUCCGACAUGGCGACGACGCCAAUCUCGCCGCACUCUUUCGACAAGGCUGGGAGCGCACCCAGCAGCAGAACGCGCAGGCCGCAGCCUCCAUGGCAUCGGCCACGGCCAGCACGGAGCCCAGCGCUCCCCCAGCGCCCGUCGGGAAGCUCCCGAUCUCGGCCAGUUCGACUGUCCGACACGCAGAAGGUAUCCCGCUGAGCGCGCUCUUUCGCCAAGGCUGGGAGCAGGCACAACAGGAAGCUGCAAAGAACGGCAAGAUCCUGCCCGGGGCUUCGAGCGGAGCUGCCCCGAAACAGCCCGCCUCAUCUGAGUUUUCACUGCCCGGAGCACCGGCGUGGCUUCGUGCCAGAGCUCAGGGUCGACGACACCGAAGCCCGACGCCGCAAAAAGAGGAGCCACCGCGCCGACUGUCAUCUUCCCCGCCUUUGGUUCCCAUGGGAAGACUGUUCAGUGCCAUCCAAAGCGGCUCCCAGGCCAUGACCCUGACGUGCCUCGAGGGGGUGAACUCGCUCCUUCGAGAGGCAGCCGGAUGCGUGGCGACCACAGCUUGGGCUUGGGAUCUUACCCCUGAGGACUGCCGUCCCGAGAAUAUUGCCCCGCUCAUGGGCAGCAAUUGGCAGAAGAAUCAGCAGACUCUGUGCUCAGAGGCACAGGAGGUCAGCGACGAGGCGAAAGAGUCAGACCAGGAGUCCAUGGUUGAGGUAAUCUACGAUCCUGACUGGAACGUUUACUACGAUCCCGAAACCCAUGAAUACUACGAGCUGAUCGAGGAGGAGCUCCAGAAGUGA